Messenger RNA from Rhagoletis zephyria (snowberry fruit fly), 920 nucleotides. RefSeq names its product transmembrane protein 184C-like. The record is from RefSeq and is a predicted model, not a curated record. NCBI's taxonomy places the organism in Eukaryota, Metazoa, Arthropoda, Insecta, Diptera, Tephritidae.
AUCGAAAUUCGUGUUCCUAGGUAAGCGAUAUUAAAAGAUAAAUCUUUAUAAUAAAGUGGUAAUAAAUCAGGGAAUAUUUCAGAGAUUGUGUUACUACAGUAUUCAAUGUGGUCCAUAAUGCCUAAUAGUCAGAUGCCAACUCAAGUACGGUUCGAGAAACCCAAAUUCUAAUCUCGAAUUAUUUUGUUGCAUGAACCACAUUUCCAUACACUUUCGAGUUUGGAACAAAUUGUGCAUAAAUGUGCACCAUAAAUUGGCGACGUUUUUGUGAAGAGUGGCGUAUCUGGAUAAGACCACUCCUGAUCGUUACGUAUGGCAUUUUUGCUAUUAUUGUAGUGCCAUUGCUUAUUGUAAAUUCCGUAAAGGAUGGCUUUACAAAAAAGGAUCAAUUUAUUCUCAUUGGGGGACUUUUUGUCUUGUCUGCUGUUCCAGUCUCAAUUUGGCAUAUCAUUCAACAUGUAAUACACUUUACAAAACCAAUUUUGCAGAAGCAUAUUAUACGAAUUCUAUGGAUGGUGCCAAUUUAUGCUCUUAAUGCCUGGAUUGGACUCUUUUUUCCAAAGCACUCUAUUUAUGUAGACUCUCUUCGGGAAUGCUACGAAGCCUACGUGAUAUACAAUUUUAUGGUCUACCUAUUACAUUAUCUUAACUUGGGAAUGGACCUAGAAGCCACGAUGGAAUAUAAGCCACAGGUGUACCAUUUCUUUCCUCUUUGUUGCAUGCGCCCUUGGCCCAUGGGUCGCGAAUUCAUACAUAACUGCAAGCACGGAAUUCUUCAAUACACGGUCGUCCGGCCUAUAACCACUUUCAUUUCUGUGUAAGUAUAUAUGCAGGCCUGUUUGCUUAGCGAACAAUUCAUUUUAAUUUGUUACGACACACAAAGGAGUACAUAUUUGCAUAGUAAAACUGGUCAAAAUUGA